Messenger RNA from Aspergillus fumigatus Af293, 636 nucleotides. RefSeq lists its product as uncharacterized. Lineage: Eukaryota; Fungi; Ascomycota; Eurotiomycetes; Eurotiales; Aspergillaceae. The record is from RefSeq and is a predicted model, not a curated record.
AUGCAUUCCAUCACUUCUCAGAACAAUAAUGCUGGCACUCUUCCACCACCACCACCGCCUCCGCCGCCUCCACUGAGUGCUGGCGUGGUUCCUGCUCCUGCUUCAGCUCCCCAACCUGAACCGCCGACGGUGGCGGAACAAGGCCCUCCUGGAGCCUUCCUCGUCGAACUGUUGAUCUACAAUGGCCAUAAAGACCACUGGGCGUACUGGGUGCGUUCGCAUACUGAUAAGGAUCUUGGAGUCAAGAUCCACGCGACUGGCGAUGUGAGAAAUGGUUUCGAGUUCGAGAUUAAGCGCAGCAGCAACUUCCGCACAAACGAACUUCCUCCCACGAAGAGGAUACCGUUGCAAUGGGUUUAUGGCCAGUACUUUGAUGAAAAAGCGAUGUCUAACAACGGAGAACACAAGAUUGACAAUGUGCCUGUAUGUCAGUUCGAGGCCAGUGCGCACAAGAUUAAGGCCCCUGGGAAGAGCCUGAAUACAACUAGUGAUGCUAGCUCAUCGGCCGGAAAUGUUGGCAAGAAAGUCACACAAAGGAACUGCCAGACAUGGAUCGUCGAGUCCGCUGAGCAACUCGUCAAGGACAAUAUUAUCAGGAGAGAAAUUGCUGAUUACCUUUGCGCAAUUGAGCAGUGA